AGUACAUCUGGUAAACCCGAGUUUUUGUCAUUCUCCAUAGAGGUUUCGUCAUAUAACGCACCACAGUCUGAGCCCAAUGUCCGUUAGACGUGGAUCUCUUUCUGAUGACGAAGACACCUUGAGUCAUUCCACAACCGGGCAUCAACCCCAACAUAAGUCCAAAAGGGGUUAUCUGCUGGAUGAAUUGGUAUCGACUCAACUCCAGUUUGCCAUCGAUAUGGAACAACUGUACAGCGCAAUCAAACGGGCUUCUGUCAAGUUAAACGCAGAAGACAGCCAUGCCUUGUAUUCCAACUUGGAGCAGGUCGCAUCACUCUCAAUGGAGCUGCACAAGUGCUGGAAUCAAAAACUUUUACACUAUGCCACCGUCGACUGGGAUCGCUCUUGCCUUGCGACUGAAACUGUUCCGUUUGUCGAUCGCCUGAAUGAAGUCUUUUUUGUAUACUGCGCAAACUUCGACGUCGAUUCCGUGAAAAAAAAUUUCGCAGUGGAAUCGUUCGUUGAAGAAGUCAUCCAAAUCUUACGAGAACGCAAGCCAACUUUGGUCAAUCUUAACACUGAACUUAUUAAGCCGGUCCAGCGUCUUGUCAAACUGGAACAGCUGUUUGAAAAACUCAAAGAAGCAACUUCAGAAAGGCACCAGGAUUACCAAAGCACCUGUGAUUUGUACGAAAACUUCCGAGCUCUACUUCGGCGAACAAACGAAGAUAAGCGCUGGAACGAUAUUCGUACUGAGGUAUUUGAAGAGGUCGGGAAAGGUAAACGGCUCAAAGGUUACAGCAAGUCUUUACGAAUCUUUGAGCAUUUCAAAACUGGUAGAAAAAUGCCGUCAGAUCCGAGACUGGCCCAUGAGAAAUGGCGACUCGACGGUCUGCUUGAGUCAGUGGAAAUGGUCCGAAAGUGGAUAGUUAGACGCUUUGACUUACUUCAGUCAGAUCCGAGACUGGCCCAUGAGAAAUGGCGACUCGACGGUCUGCUUGAGUCAGUGGAAAUGCUUCGAAAGUGGAUAGUUAGACGCUUUGACUUAAUUCAGGAAUCGUUUGCCAGCGAAAGACAAUUUCUGGAAAGCUUUUCUAAUGUCUCCGGACUGGAUGGACAAGUAACGCUCCAUCAUCGCAUUGGAAUCUGUCCUAGUUCCUGUCCGAUUGCCAUUGACAGCAUAACAGCUCACAUAUCGAUCAUGGAUUCCGCCCUAGAAUAUAUGGAGCACGUGACUCGUCCAAAACUUCAGGAUAAAGUCAUUAGCCGCCUACAAGAACUAUCUGAAAUGCUUUACGAUCCAAAUUUGUUGCUUGAACAACUUGAGAAGACUGAGAAAGAAUGUGCCCAUGCAGAAUCACUGCUUCUCCAGGCGACGUCGAAAAACCAACCCACGACUGUCUUGGCGGAGCGUCGCGCGGAACUGCAACAUAGGAAGGAGACUCUGCGCGGAAACUUGCUCUCACAGUUGCCACUCCUCAUAAGCCGUUCCGAAACCUUGUUGCUUUCCAUCCUAUCCUACACUUUCCUGCUUACUGCUACCCUGAUGAAUCGGUAUGGUUCGCUGAUGAACCAUCAGAUGAGUAGGAGAAGAAUGUCUUCUUACCAUGAAUCCCAAAUGACCACAGAUGAUUUUCUUCAGUUUGUCGAUGAAAUUGCGCAACGAGUUGGGCCUGGUGUUACCAAGAAGUUAUCAUCGUCCAUUCCAACACCCACCCAUUCCAGAAGCAACCAGUCUAAAUCCUCCGAAAUUCGUGCGGAAGUGAUUGAAGCCCUCAAAAACAACCUCGAGAAAGCCGUACUGCGUAAACGCGAGAAGACAGACACCGCGCAUUACCUCACAGUUCCCAACGGACGAUAUAGCGUUCAAUCUUACACCUGUGAGGGUUACAAUUCAUCCACCAAUACUUCGCCCAGCUCCAGCAAUCAGUCGCCUACCAUAGGAUUUUUCGCGAGACCGGUGUCUCCUCAUUCGCGAAAGCUUUCUCAUUCCAGUCGUCAUGAAGCGACGCAUCGAGCUGCAUAUCCAUUCACGGCCAGAAACUCUAAUGAACUGUCCUUAAAAGCAGGACAAUUGGUCGUCCUUCUGGAUGAUCGAGACGCCACUGGAAAUACAGACUGGUCUAGAGUGCGCACCUUAUCGCCAAAACGGGCGGGUUAUGUCCCAUCCAAAUACCUGCAACCCAUCAACUGAUUUUUCGGGGAGAAAAACUCCUCAUGGUUGUCAUGGUACUCCCAACUAUCCUUCCUCUCACCACUGUUGAACAUUUUCUAUCUAUCUAUAUGAACUGUAUGGAAUUGGAGCAAUUGAACACAUUUCCUAUCACCC
Messenger RNA from Opisthorchis viverrini, 2308 nucleotides. RefSeq lists its product as hypothetical. Gene Ontology annotation, molecular function: protein binding; guanyl-nucleotide exchange factor activity. The record is from RefSeq and is a predicted model, not a curated record. NCBI's taxonomy places the organism in Eukaryota, Metazoa, Platyhelminthes, Trematoda, Opisthorchiida, Opisthorchiidae. Bases 77 to 2173 code for a protein of 698 amino acids. The transcript is spliced from 15 exons.